AUGGAGUAUUACAAAAACUUUGAGAUUAAAGAUGAUCUUCUCAGAAAAUCUAAGGUUGAAAUAGGCAAAGUCUUAUUUACAAACUGAUCUCAUAAAUCAAAUUUCCCAAAGAAUGCAGUUAUGAAAAGAUAUUUAUCAAUGGAGAACAGAGGAAUAGAAGAAGCAGAAAUGAUGAUUAGGGUAAAUUCACUACAUCCAUGGACAGUAAAAUAUUAUGCAUCAGGAGUCUAUCAAAAUAGCCAAUUCUACAUCCUAAUGGAGGAUUGCAUAAAAGGAGACUUAAGGAAAGAAAUAAAAGAAAAAAGGUCAAAAAAUCGUCACUUUUCUGUAGAAGCCCUAGUGUAUUAUUUUUCUUGUUUAACUGAUGUAAUUGAAGUUCUGCAUAUAAAUUCUAUUUGGCAUAGAGAUAUCAAGCCGCAGAAUAUUUUUAUUAAUGAAAACGGAGAUUUGAGGCUUGGAGACUAUGGAAUAUCAAAGUUUUCUGAAAAAGAAGAACUGCCGUAUACGUUCCAUACAAUUUUAGGGACAGUCCCAUAUAUGUCGCCUGAGCUAAAAACAAGAAGGUACAUGAAACACAUUAUUUCGUCUCCAGAUUCUGAUGAUAUUUGAGCAUUAGGUAUGACAUUUUAUGAAAUGGUUACGUUUGAAAGAAUAUCUAUUCAAUCAGAUAUAGAUCUUGAAAUCCGAAAUGCAAUUAUUUCUCGCCGCUGGUGCCCACAAAGCUUUAUAACUUUAUUAUCAGGUAUGCUAGAUCCAAUAGUCCCAAAAAGAUGAAAAAUUGAGCAGGUUAGGGAUUGGUUAGCUAAAUUCCAGAGUAUUAAUAAAUUUCGACAUAAUUAUUAUAAAACAAAUGAAAUUGAGGAAGAAGAGGAAGAAGAAAGCUAUAAAAAAUCUGAAGAAAGUAUUGCAGAAAGUGAAACUAUAUCUAUAGAGUCACAGAGGACUUCUUCUGAUUCUGAAAAAAGAAAUAUAUCUAAGAAAGAUUCUGAAGCUUAUAAUCCAGAUUUAAAUGAUUUUGAACCAAGUGAUCCCCAAAACCCGACAAGCAAUUACUUAUCCUCUCAAUCAUCUAGCUCUACAUUAUAUAAGCUAGAGAUUGCGUCUUCUUGCAACUCAGAUAAGGUUUCAAGUUAUCCAAAUGAAAUUUCUGACACUAACUAUGAACCUUCAAUACAAAUUCUAACUCCCACUCCGUAAGCGAACAAACCAUUGGAAAAAUCCUUAUGUUUUGCCUAAAAGCUCACCCUCUGUAGGUGAACAAAAAUGUUUUAUGAAAAAAGGGGAUUGAGUAUAAGUGAAAAUUAUUAUUAUGAUGAAAUCUCUAUCUAUUCUGCUUAAUAAUAAUAAGCUUGCAUUUUAAAACAUAAAUUUGCAAAUUAAAAUUAAUUUUUAAAUUCUUUAGAACAAUAUUAACUCCCCUCAUUAGCGAACAAAUUUUUUUUCUUCUCUUACGGAGGGGGGCAUAGUAAGUAAACUAUUCCACAAAAAAGAGAUCCACCCAAUAAAACAAUUUGAAGAGGAAAAAAAAUCAACAAAAUUAGAAAAAUGUAAAGACAUUCUGCCUGAACAGUACAAAACUCCUAUUAUGAUAGCUCCUAUGGAAAAUAAGUCUCAUCGAAUUGAUGAAAAAGAAGCUAUAUUUCGUGAACUUUUUAAAGAAAACCAAGAAAAAAUAGUCUGCAGAAUAUGCAAAGCAUUUUCAUGGACCAAGCUGCAUCCACAACACUGGAGGCCAUACAAAAUAAAGUGCAAAAAAUGCAAGUCAAAUUAUUGUUCAUUCUGUAAUUAUGGUGGAGGGCAUAAGAAAUGUCAAGAGUAUGAAGAUCUUUUGUUAGGUAUCAAAACCUCUAUAUUUAAUAAAGCUUGAAUUUAA
Blepharisma stoltei is the source of this 1873-nucleotide messenger RNA. NCBI's taxonomy places the organism in Eukaryota, Ciliophora, Heterotrichea, Heterotrichida, Blepharismidae. The record is from the annotation of a GenBank genome assembly.